UUUCAAAGUCCCCCAUCAUGCAUUGAACCAGACACAACUUUACUCCGCACUCUGACUCACUCGGUCAAAUCGAAUCGCCAAACUGCAAAUUAUCAUCAUGCCUGAUCCACCAUCGCCUUCGUCCUCCACCUCGUCUUUCCUGCCCACCACCACCCUCCUUGCCAUCCCCGACGGGCCCAUCGCCUCGUCCUCGAAAGACGCCCGGUCCCAUACGACGAGCAUCCUCGGUGGCUACCCUACCUUUCCCUCCUUGCCCGCCUCUUCGUCUUCUUCCUCGCAUAAUGUCCGACCGGAGGACAUCAAGUGCGGGCAGUGUGGGAAUUCGAUCCCGCUCUUGACCCAGGUCUAUUGUCCACCUGAAGGCGGGGAGAAUGACCGGAACGUUUACGUUUUCGCCUGUCCUCGAGGCGCCUGUCAGAGGAAGCCAAAUAGCGUCCGAGCCUACCGAGCCUCGGUCCGUAACGAGGUCUACGCAGCCGACGCUGCCGAACAAAAGGCCAAGCGGGAAGCUGAAGAGGCCGAAAGACGGGUGAAGGAAAAGAUCAACCCGUUCAGUAUGGGAUCGUCUGCUGGGAUUGGAGGUGGACUCGGGUCGACACUCUUUGGCGGUAAUGCGGAUGGCAUGCCGAGUUUCAAUCCGUUCUCCAGCGUUGCGGCUGUCGAGGCGCCCACCGAGGCCUUUUCGGGGUUGAAGUUGGGUUCGGAAGGGGAUCAGAAGAAGGAGAAGAAAGAGGAAAAGCCGACGGCACCGCUAUCGACCCCGCCCUCGGGCCCAUCGACACCUCCUCAAACCUUGGCUCCUCCUUUCCCUGCCUACUUGCCGGCUCAGUACUUGACGACCUUUGACGAAUACCUUCCUGCGGACCCGAACGCUCUAGCUGGGGAUACGGCCGGGCGGGUGAAACAGUUGAGCGCGGGAGAGGCAGAGGAGAAGGAGAGGGAGUUGCAACAACAAAGCGGCGCAGGUCCGGGCGGCAAGAAGGGCGCUGCAGGAGGGGAACAGUGGGAAAAGGUACUGCCCAAGGGAGUGGACGAGGUGUUCGAGAGGUUCUUGGAACGCUUGAACAGGGCGGAAGACGGGAGCGGCCAGGUGUUGAGGUACGACCUCGGCGCGGUGCCUCUGCCUUAUUCGUCCAACUCGGACCUAUUCAAGAGGUUGUUCAAGCGGGACGCUGGCGAGGACGGGGUGGACGAGGACGAUCUCGAGCCCGACGUCAACGUCUUUGGCAAAAAGUAUGACCCGACCGGGGUUGUCCCCAACUGCCCUCGGUGUGGUGGGGAGAGGACGUUUGAGAUGCAGCUCGUUCCCGGCCUCAUCGCCGAAUUGAAGACGGAACACUUGAGCUUGACGGGCGACAAGAAGCGACGCGGUGGGAACAAGAAGAAGAAGCAACAGACCGAGGGAGAGAGGCGACGAGAGUUGGCCGUACUUUUGGGUCGUGCGAGCGCCAAUGACCUUCCCAAACCCGCCGACGACGGCGAAGACGAAAGGACGCCAGUGGAACGGGAAGAGGACCGAUUGAGGGGAGAGACGGGAAUGGAAUGGGGGACGAUUAUGGUCUUUGGUUGCGAGCGCGAUUGCGUCGGCUUCGGCGAAGAGUGGGUCGGCGUCGAGUGGGAGGAGAUGCAGUGAGAAGGUGCUGGCCUGUUCGUUCCUUCGUUUGAGCGUUGUAGGCAGCUAUAGGAUGUUGCGAUUUUACGUUUCACAGUUGUUUCUCCCGAGCCCUGCCUGCCGCCCUGCACCCUGGU
This is a messenger RNA of Filobasidium floriforme, 1749 nucleotides long. Its product is annotated as programmed cell death protein 2. Gene Ontology annotation, cellular component: cytoplasm. NCBI's taxonomy places the organism in Eukaryota, Fungi, Basidiomycota, Tremellomycetes, Filobasidiales, Filobasidiaceae. The record is from RefSeq and is a predicted model, not a curated record. Bases 98 to 1633 code for a protein of 511 amino acids. Gene Ontology annotation, biological process: maturation of SSU-rRNA. The transcript is spliced from 3 exons.